This is a messenger RNA of Octodon degus (degu), 531 nucleotides long. Its product is annotated as protein S100-A2. Lineage: Eukaryota; Metazoa; Chordata; Mammalia; Rodentia; Octodontidae. Gene Ontology annotation, biological process: endothelial cell migration. Gene Ontology annotation, cellular component: cytoplasm. The record is from RefSeq and is a predicted model, not a curated record. Gene Ontology annotation, molecular function: transition metal ion binding.
UAGGUGGAGCACAAGGCAGGGGUGCCCCUGCAGCCUGGCAUAUACAUCUUGCCAGUCCCUUUCAGCCCCAGAUCCAGUAUGGCUGGUUCCCUGAGCAGGUGCUGGAGGUGGUUUGUCUCCACCCUCUACAAGUACUCUGGACGAGAUGAAGACAAGUUUAGGCUGAGCAAGGGAGAGAUGAAGGAAUUGGUGCAGAAGGAGCUGCCCAGCUUUGUGGGGGACAAAGUGGAUGAGGAGGGGCCGAAGAAGCUGACGGGUGAACUGGAUCAGAACAGUGACCAGCAGGUGGGCCUCAAGGAGAUCGCGGUCUUUCUGGCCCUCCUCACGAUUAUGUCCAGUGAUCCAAAGACUUCUUCCCCGCCUACCCAUGCCAGUCCUCAAAACAGAGCUUUCCUGAAAACGGAGCUUUUCACUUUCGGCUGCGGAUCUCUGGAGUCCAGGAAGACUCUGCCACUGGAUCUCAUCACGACUCGCUCUUCUCAUCUGUGCAAUGCGCACAGCCAGCGGUUGACUUUCCAGCCAGAAGGGUAG